GUCACUGAAAAGUGUAGGAGUCGAGAAACUUCACCCAUGUAAAUAACGCUAAUAAGCUGUGUGAGAAGCUUUAAGCAGCAGUACAUACGCAUAGUUCUCUUUACAUAUAUAUAUAUAUAUAGUAAUUUUGUUUUUAUUAACUAUGCCCCGGAAAAAGCCAUUUAGCAACAAACAAAAGAAGAAACAGCUACAAGUCAAACGGGAGAGAAAGCGAGGUGACACGGGUUCUGGGCCAAGCAGCCGCAAUGCCAGUGUGGAGCGAGGAGGAGAGCGUCAGUCAGAUACCUCAGACAGCGAGACCACUGAUAUUAAAAGAAUAAAUCAGCAGCCCUUCAACAGAGAAGGAAGAUAUGACCCUAACAGGUUCCGACUGCAGUUUGAGAAAGAGAGCAAAGAGGAGGUGGAGAAGAGAAAGAAGAUGGCCAGGGAAAAGGUGCUGCAACAAGUCUCAGACAAAGAACUUGAGAUUGACAUCAAUGACAUCUACCCUUCAGAGAAAGGUCUUGGUUUCCCACGACGGCCGUCCUGGAAUUAUGCAAUGACACGGGAGAGCCUGCUGAGGAAAGAGGAGAAGUCAUACAGAGACUACCUGGAUGACUUGCACUCCAGAAACCCACCUGGCUCUCUCAGCCACUUUGAGCACAAUCUGGAGACGUGGAGGCAGCUGUGGAGAGUCUUAGAGAUGUCAGAUGUGAUUCUUCUCAUUGUUGAUAUCAGGCAUCCGGUGCUGCAGUUCCCUCCAGACCUGUACCACUACAUCACUGGAGAGCUACAGAAGCACGUGGUCCUGGUAUUGAACAAAGCCGACCUGUGUCCUCCACCACUGGUGAUCGCCUGGAAACACUACAUGGCUUCCCAGUUCCCCCACCUGCAAAUAGUUUGCUUUACCUCCCACCCUGGCCAGCCAUACAGCACAGUCCUCCAGAAGAAGAGGAUGAGGAGAAAGGCUGACUGGAGUCACGCUGGAGGUCCUUUAGAUAUCCUAAAGGCCUGCCAGGAGAUCACAUCAGGGAGAGUUGACCUAUCCAGCUGGGAGCAGAAGAUUCAGAGGGAUGCCGUUGCAGAGCGGCUGGAUCGAGAGCGGGUAGAUGAAGGAGCAGAAUCCGUCUUAGUGGAGCAUCAAAGUGAUAGUGCUUUGGAGAUGAGCAGUCCAUCACAGGAGCUCUACAAAGAUGGGGUUCUUACAUUGGGCUGCAUAGGCUUUCCCAAUGUUGGUAAAUCAUCAGUUAUAAACAGCCUGGUGGGGAGGAAGGUGGUGAGCGUGUCUCGAACCCCAGGCCACACCAAAUACUUCCAGACCUACUACCUCACUCCGACAGUCAAGCUCUGUGACUGCCCUGGGCUGGUCUUCCCUUCCCGUGUCAAUAAACAGUUACAGAUUCUCGCAGGCAUCUACCCAGUGUCUCAGCUACAAGAGCCUUACAGCUCAGUGGGUUAUCUGUGUGAGAGGACCCCCUUCCUUUCUGUUCUGAAGCUCAAACAUCCCAGUUUGCAGGAGAAUGAAGGAAACCAGGAGUCUGAGGAGCCCAGCUGGACUGCCUGGGAUGUGUGUGAGGCGUGGGCAGAGAGAAGAGGCUAUAAGACGGCAAAAGCAGCUCGCAAUGAUGUGUACCGCGCAGCCAAUAGCCUCCUUAGGUUGGCGAUUGAUGGCAGAUUGUGCCUCUGCCUCAGACCAGCCAGCUACAGCUGCUUGAGAGAGCACUGGGAAAAUCACCCAGACUUGCCGGAGAUUAUGGCUCUUCAAGGAAGAGCAGCAGAGGAGGAAGGAACGGCAGAGAGGGAUGAUGAGGAGGAUGGCGAGUCCAGCACCGAGCCAGAGGAAGAAAGAGACAGGGAUGCAGACGAUGACGAGGAUGGGGAUGAUGAAGAUGAGGGAUUUGGGCAUCCGAGACGAAGCGACGAUAAGCCAUCUGGCUUCACGGUCAACAUGUACAAUGUCCUACGGGAAAAUGAGUGCGAGUGAUAACAGAAGGAGAGGCAAGCAAGGAAGAAAUAACCUGUUCCUCUGUCCUGACUUUUAGCUAUCGGCCCC
This is a messenger RNA of Archocentrus centrarchus (flier cichlid), 2032 nucleotides long. RefSeq names its product guanine nucleotide binding protein-like 1 (gene gnl1). Gene Ontology annotation, molecular function: GTP binding; GTPase activity. The transcript has 12 exons. Bases 143 to 1963 code for a protein of 606 amino acids. Lineage: Eukaryota; Metazoa; Chordata; Actinopteri; Cichliformes; Cichlidae. The record is from RefSeq and is a predicted model, not a curated record.